Molecule: messenger RNA, 1829 nt
Organism: Lycium ferocissimum
Lineage: Eukaryota; Viridiplantae; Streptophyta; Magnoliopsida; Solanales; Solanaceae
Product: cold-responsive protein kinase 1
Exons: 7
Coding region: 365-1537 (390 amino acids)
Biological process (GO): protein phosphorylation
Molecular function (GO): ATP binding; protein kinase activity
Source: RefSeq, a predicted model, not a curated record
CGCAGCCUCAUAUAAUGGAAGAAUGACCAAAACAAAGUCCUGUCUUCUUCAAUUUCUUGUACUGUUUUUUUUUGCAUAGCGUGUCUGCAAUUAUUAUUAUUAAUGUGAACAUUGAAUUUUGUCCUUCAAAGACUUCCAUAAGACUAUCAAGACUGCCUACUUGGGGAUCCAUACCAUUUCACAUCUUUGUGAUAUUGAGCCAGCAAAAAAAAAAAAAAAAAAAAAAAAAAUUGCCCCCCCAGAAUAGCAAUUUCACAUGCUUUUGUUUCUGCUAUUUUGAGGCUCUGAUUUUGGUUUUGGUUUCACCUGAAGCAGCUUUUGAAUUGAUAUCAUAGACAGAAGGUCAUUGUUGCAUCCUAAAGUUAUGACUUGCUUUCCUUUAUUCUGUAGAAAAAGUCAGCCAUCAACUAGGCAUGCAUCCGAAUUUGAUGGUGAGCUCUCUGGCGUCAAGAAUGUCACUCUUUUCUCCUAUAAGCAGUUAAGAAUUGCCACAGAUGAUUUUAGUCCGGUCAAUAAAAUUGGAGAAGGUGGAUUUGGUUCUGUUUAUAAGGGAAGGCUAAAAAGUGGAAAGAUGGCUGCUAUAAAGGUUCUUUCAAGUGAAUCAAAGCAGGGUGUUAGGGAGUUCUUGACAGAAAUUAAAGUGAUAUCAGACGUUGAACAUGAAAAUUUAGUCAAACUCUAUGGCUGUUGUAUAGAAGACGAUCACAGGAUAUUGAUCUACAACUAUCUUGAAAAUAACAGCCUUGCUCAAACCCUUCUCGGUGGAGGACACAGUAGUAUCCAGUUCAGUUGGCGAACACGGACUAAAAUUUGCAUUGGAGUUGCAAAGGGGCUAGCUUAUCUCCAUGAACAAGUGAAGCCACAUAUAAUUCACCGUGAUAUCAAAGCGAGUAAUAUUCUCCUUGACAAGGACUUGACACCCAAGAUUUCAGAUUUUGGCCUGGCAAAGCUCAUUCCCCCCAACGCCACUCAUGUUAGUACACGCGUCGCAGGAACCAUUGGUUAUUUGGCACCAGAGUAUGCAAUUAGAGGCCAGGCAACACGCAAAUCAGAUGUUUACAGUUAUGGUGUUCUUCUGAUAGAAAUCGUGACUGGAAGAUGCAACACAAACUCACGUUUACCUGUUGAAGAACAAUAUCUCCUUGAAAGGACAUGGCAGCUUUUUGAAAGAAAGGAGCUGGUUUUGUUAGUAGACACAUCACUAGAUGGGCAUUUUGAUGCUGAACAGGCCUGCAAGUUCUUGAAAAUCGGGCUCCUCUGCACUCAAGAUGCCUUAAAGCUUCGGCCAUCCAUGUCGACUAUUCUCAAGAUGUUAACCGGUGAGAUGGAGGUUGAUGACAAUAAGAUAACAAAACCAGGCUUGAUCUCUGAUUUCAUGGAUCUCAAGAUUAAAAACGUCCCUAAAGAUCGUCCUGAACACAUUAACGCAGUAUAUGAUUAUGUGUUAUCUACGGACAAUACAACAACUUUGCCAUCCACGAGUUCUUCACAAGGUAACUCGACGUUCACAACUGCUGCAUAUGAUCAAAGCAUUUGAGCUAAAUUUUGGAGUGGAGGGAAGAAAAUAGUUUGUAUUUGGUUGAAUAUUACAUUCAACUUUGUAAUAUUCUUUCUUUUUUGGGGUAUCUUGGGUUGAUCAGCAUCUGUAAAUUGUUCAAAUGUUUUAUUGAAGUUGUUAGAUAUAGUGUAUGUUGUAAAUUUGAGGUGUUGAAUUCGAGAAAUGUAAUUCUCUUCGGACCUCUUCCAUGAUAUAGAAUUUUUUAGUGUAUCGAAAUGCUUUUUGUAAUUCAAAUGGAAAGUAAUUAAUAAACGCAGAACCCCUCUUGUUA